AUGGAAGAUAAUUUGAUAAACCACUAUGAUAUUGAGAGUUUAUGCGAUUCUGACAGGGAAGAAUUAGAACAUGCUCUGUAUAGUCAAAUUCAUUAUGAUACUGGUGAUAAAUCUAUAGAUUAUACUAAUUAUGUUUAUAGCCCUAGCUUUAUUUCAACUUCAACACCUCAAGUUUCUCUCAAGACAGAUGAACAUGGAUUGUUAGCUGGUACUUUGAAUAAUGAAAACUGUAAAAUUGAAAAGAAAGCAAAAGGAAGUCCAAAACAUUUAAAGACAGAUAAUGAGUUCAUCUUGAAUCACACAGCAAAAGAUUGUAAGAACUCUCCAAAAUCCUCAAAUGAAAAGAAACAUGUAUCAUCGGACCUUAAAUCUAAGACUUUAAAACAAAAGCUAAGUGAAUCAACUGUAAGUUCCAAUAAUAUAAAUAUUAAAAACUCCAAACAAAAGAGAGUUAAGUUGAGAAAUGAUAUGUCAGAUGAGGAUGAAAAGAGAGAAUCCAAAUAUAAAUUAUAUAGCUUACAUAAUAGGACUAAACCAUCACACACUGCAACCGUUAUUAUAGAUAGUGAUUUAGAAAAUACCGGUAGUGAUAAUAGUUCAGUUUUAACUAUAUCUGAUAGUGAUAUGAGUGAUUCAGACAGUUCUAGUAUGUGUAGUAAAAUAUUUACCAAGGAUUCUAAACUGCCUGAUAUACAAUUGAAUAUAGAUAAUGAUAAUAGUGAUAAUGGUAAUGAUGAUAUUGAUGAUAUAUUAUCUGUUGCAGAUCACAGUAGUUCAGAUGAAGAUGAUGAAGAUGAAAAAUGGCAUGUUAGUGAACAAGAUAUUUUAGGAUCUCAGCCAGAAAUAUUUAGAUAUUAUAAAUAUGAUGCUGUGAAAAAUGUCAGGUGCAAAAAUUGUCGAGAAAAGGGUCAUUUAUCAAGAGAUUGUCCGAAACCAAAGGUUAUAGUAUGCUAUCUAUGUGGUAACAGAAAUCAUGUAUCUACAGCCUGUCCGGAACCAUUAUGUUACAACUGUUCUCAGCCUGGUCAUAUAUCAUCAGAGUGUACACAAUCACAAUAUAAAUGGUAUAUUAAAUGUUCUAGAUGUGAUAUGCCUGGACAUCAACAUGAGUAUUGUCCUGAUAACUGGAGAAGGUUUCAUGUUACAACUGUAGGAGAACCUAAAGAAGUUAAAGUUAAAAUAAAUCCUAGAAAAUUUUGCUGUAAUUGUGGAAGUUAUAAACAUUUUGGCUAUAAAUGUAAUAAACCACCGAUGUCAAGUCAUGCCCAGAUAACUUAUCCUUUUAUAGUGUCAUAUAAACCACCAGUAAUUAAAAAACAGAAAUUAUCAACUAAAAAAUACUUCCAUGAUGAUGAUCAGGUACUGGAACCAGUGUUUAAAAAGAAGAAAAUUCAACUGGUAGGAUUUGAUGAAAAGACCAGGAAAGAAAAAAACAUGAAAAUAAAACCAAUGAAAAAUAUAGAGAUGAAAUCACCAGAUCCAUUAAAAAACUUUAAGAAGAUUAUGAAAGAUUAUAAAAGUGUGGAAGAUAAAGACAAUAAAAACAAUAAAAAGAAACAAAAAGGUCAAAAGUUGAGAAAUAUUCGAGAAAAAUCAGCUUUUGUGAAAUUUGCAAAGAAAUCUAAUCUUGAUGAUAAACUAUUUCUCUAUACUGAUAAACAUUUAAAUAGAAAAAAUAAAGUCAACAGUAAAAAUAAAUUUGAAAAACAAGGCAAGAAGAAGAAAACUAGAAAAGGAAAGAAAGUUAUUUAA
Molecule: messenger RNA, 1752 nt
Organism: Lottia gigantea (owl limpet)
Lineage: Eukaryota; Metazoa; Mollusca; Gastropoda; Lottiidae
Exons: 7
Coding region: 1-1752 (583 amino acids)
Biological process (GO): regulation of DNA-templated transcription
Molecular function (GO): zinc ion binding; sequence-specific DNA binding; DNA-binding transcription factor activity
Source: RefSeq, a predicted model, not a curated record